CGUCGGUGGUGUUUCGUACACUUUUUUUCCUUUUGAACUUAUUCUCUUUCAAACUUCAAACAAUUGUUAUUUUCUUGGCCGAAAAGAUUAGCAUUGCGAAACAUGUGUUUUUAGCAAACUCGUAAUAAAAAAUACAAAACAAUAUUCUUUUUUUCCUUUUUCGAGGAAAAAACAAAAGAAAAUUCAAAAGCUGACUGUAUAAGAUAGUAGAAGGCUCUUCUCGGCUGGCAAUGCAAUUACCAAAAUGGUACCUAUAUAUAAAAGAGCUUUGGUAGGCUUUCUCCUCACAACAGUACCCUAAUUGUUGUUUCCUUUUCAUAUUUUGGGUUUUGAGGAGAGAAAUUAGUUAUGGAGUCCAUAUUUUCAAGAGUGAUGAUGGAAACACCACCUUCUCUUUACAUCAAGGCCUUGUCAUUGGUGACCUUAGUAGCAAUAGGUGUGCUGGGGUUGCUUGAGGUGGCCGGAAAACAUUUAGGGUAUUCCAAAUUUUACAAUUUCAGCUCACAAAAUCGUGCCAAGAUGUCGAGCAGAGCCGGCAUGUUGUUGCUCUACACGCCGGCCUUUCUCGCCGGCCUUGCUUCCUUGCUGCUGCUUGUGCCACAUACUAACGAUCUCAGGUUCCUUUUGCUCACCUUAGCCCUCACCAUUCAUUUCUUCAAAAGGGUUUUCGAGGUUUUGUUCAUUCACAAGUACAGUGGAGCAAUGGUGAUUGACAGUGCAAUUCUGAUAAGCUUCAGUUACUUCUUCUCCACAGCCAACAUGAUUUAUUGUCACUAUAAACUGUACCCAACACUACAAGACACAGCUGGUAAUGAUGGUGAGCAAUCAAGCACAACAUUUAUUGAUAUGAAAUACAUUGGAGUUGUGCUGUUUUUGAUAGGCAUAGCUGGGAACUUGUACCACCAUUGCCUUCUUUCCCAACUUAGGAAAAAAGGAGAUAAAGAGUCAUCAUCAACAUACAAGAUUCCCAAGGGAGGUCUCUUUGGGUUGGUGAUUUGCCCUCACUACCUCUUUGAGAUUUUAGCCUUUGUGGGAAUUUCAUUCAUUUCUCAAACUUUGUAUGCAUACUGUUUCACAUUAGCCACUAUUUUCUACUUGAUGGGAAGGAGUUGCGCCACUAGGAGAUGGUACCUUUCCAAGUUUGAAGACUUCCCUAAACACGUCAAGGCUCUCCUUCCAUUUCUUUUCUAAGCUAGCUCACGUGCUAGGCACGUCGUUGAAUUAUAAGGCAGUCUUACAGAUUAUUACGAUUGUGUUUUUGCGGUCUUUUCUUUUGGCAUACCAAUUACAUGUAAUAGUUAAGUUUUUUUUUUUUAAAAAAAAAAUUAACAUAUUAUUUGUGUCAAUAUUUUGCAAAUGCUCACAUCAAUCCUCAUAUUUUUAAAUUAUUCAUGCAAUUUAAUGA
Messenger RNA from Humulus lupulus (European hop), 1405 nucleotides. RefSeq lists its product as uncharacterized. The record is from RefSeq and is a predicted model, not a curated record. The transcript has 2 exons. Gene Ontology annotation, biological process: lipid metabolic process. NCBI's taxonomy places the organism in Eukaryota, Viridiplantae, Streptophyta, Magnoliopsida, Rosales, Cannabaceae. The coding region runs from base 349 to 1191 and encodes 280 amino acids. Gene Ontology annotation, molecular function: oxidoreductase activity, acting on the CH-CH group of donors.